Molecule: messenger RNA, 1280 nt
Organism: Ailuropoda melanoleuca (giant panda)
Lineage: Eukaryota; Metazoa; Chordata; Mammalia; Carnivora; Ursidae
Gene: FCN3
Product: ficolin 3
Biological process (GO): complement activation, lectin pathway
Molecular function (GO): antigen binding; signaling receptor binding; carbohydrate derivative binding
Source: RefSeq, a predicted model, not a curated record
CACCCACAAACCACACCCAGCAGGAUUCGUGGGCGGCAGCAGGUGCCCAGCAAAUGGUAGCCGUGGUCGUAACACUUGACAAGGGCCAGGGAGGUACCCCUGGAGGAGAUGGUGGCAGGGCUGGACUGCCUCAGACAGGCGGGGCUUCACAGGGAGAGAUGCAGAGGAGGGCAGUCCACAUGGAAGGCUCAGAACAAGCAAGGGGGACAAAGGCAGAAAACCCAAUGUGAAUCCAGCGGUCUGGACAGCGGUCUGGACAGAGGGCUGCAGAGCCCCAGGGGCCAGGAUCAGAAGCUGGACUCCAUCCUGGCCUCUGGGGCUGAGGAAGGAAAUGCCUCUACCCCCUGCUGGCUCUAGCCUGGGUGGGGGUGUCCCUUGGGAGUCUUGCUUCCUGUUCUCCCACCAGCCUGGCCCCCUUAUAAACUGUCAUCCUUCCUCAGGACACCAGCAAGAUGGGCCUACUGUGGACCCCAUUCUCCUUUUUGCUCCUCUUGCUUGGGAAGCCCCUAAGGACCCAAGGCCACCCCAGCUGCCCCGAACCCAGGGAACUGGAAACCAGCAGCACUGUCCUCCUGCCCAGUUGUCCUGGAGCCCCAGGAAGUCAUGGACAGAAAGGAGCUGCAGGCCCUCAAGGGCAACCUGGACCACCUGGCAAGAUGGGGCCCAAGGGUGAGCCUGGUGAGUGUGCCAGGAGCUGCUAGGAGCUGCCAAGCUGGCGUGCCACGUUGAGUGGCUGGUGCUCUCUGUGCCUACUCGAGGGCAGAGACCUCCCAGCUUUUUGUGACAAGGACACCAAAGAAGGCGGCUGGCUGUGUUCCAAAGGCGACAGAAAUGGUUCUGUGGGUUUCUUCUGCUCUUGGUCCUUCUACACAGCAGGUUUUGGGAGCCAGGAGUCCAAAUUCUGGCUGGGGAAUGAGAAUUUGCACCAGCUCACUCUUCAGGGUAAGUUCCCAGCAGGGCCCCAGGAGACUUGGAGGGGGGAUGCAUUUCGGGACUCCCUGCGCUUCCCCAACGGGAAGCCCUUCACCGCCUAGGAUGUGGACCGGGAUUCGAACAAGAGCAACCUCGCUGUGAUUGUCCACGGUGCCAGGGGAUGGGCCACCGGCCAAUCCAAUUUCAGUGGGCGCUACGCAGUGUCUGAGGCCACUGCUCCCAAGUGUGGCCUGGACUGGGGCUCAGGCCAGGGCGUGGGCCACCCUUACCGCGAGGUUCACGUAAUGCUCACUAGGAUACUGGUAGCUGGUCCCCUUAUCUCUCCCUUACCGCUUCCCCAUUGCUAA